This is a messenger RNA of Verticillium nonalfalfae, 876 nucleotides long. RefSeq lists its product as uncharacterized. The transcript has 4 exons. NCBI's taxonomy places the organism in Eukaryota, Fungi, Ascomycota, Sordariomycetes, Glomerellales, Plectosphaerellaceae. The coding region runs from base 1 to 876 and encodes 291 amino acids. The record is from RefSeq and is a predicted model, not a curated record.
AUGACAAGCGCCGUGGCUGCCAUGCACUUCGAUCCUUCCUUCAACAUGGCAAACCGGUCAACGUUUGCUUGGCCAGUACUCGAGAAUAGCGAGCCGAGCCCUUCAUUCCUCGGUCACAACCUCGCUCUGGGGCCGAUUUCCGACCCCAGCCUUAGCCCACCCAUGACAUCGAGAUCGGUCACCUCCAGCCCGCCACGAGGAUCCAUGACGCCUGAGCAGCGCGAGCUGAAGAGACAACGGGACCUCGCUCGCCGCGAUUCCAAGACGUCCGCGCGCGCACGACGGGCCGGUAGCAGCUCCUACAUGAGCUCGCCACCUCUGUCCAUGCCCGACGUUUCCACAGCCAUGGGUAUGCCCAUCUACACCACAGCCCCCGCACCGAUCUCUCUUCUAGCCGAGCCGACGACAACAAUGCCAAACUCUUCCUACCUCUCCGCCUACAGCCCACCUUUGACCGACCAGACCUAUUCCUCCAGCUACCAGUCCAUAUCCUCCAACUACGGUCUAGGUGUUGACUACACAGCUUCCUUCCAGCCUGCGCCACAAUAUGCCACCCGCCCGCCGCCCAUGUCGUUAGGCACUUCGCCAGACCCGUCGUUGAUGUACGGAUUGCCAUCCACAAUGGCCGCUGGAGGCGCAGCAAGCGACCACAGCCAUGUCCGUGUGGUACAGAGCAGGCCCAAGCCUCAAUGUUGGGAGCACGGCUGCAACGGCCGCCAGUUCUCGACCUUUAGCAACCUCCUUCGCCACCAACGAGAGAAGUCCGGCCAGGCCAGCAAGGCGUCAUGCCCCAACUGCGGUGCCGAGUUCACCAGGACGACAGCACGAAACGGACACCUGCUGCACGACAAGUGCAAGCAGCGCCGCAACACGUAG